AGCCCGCCGGGUGGCACGCUGACCUGCGAGCUCCAGGACUGCCCCUUCUGCGCCAGCCUCCUGGAGGACCCCGAGUUUGCCUUCAGUGAGUCUGAUAGCUGCGACUCCGACAGCAAUGGCGUCUACGAGUUCACCCAGGACCUGCGGCAUGGUGACCACAGAGACCAGCUCCAGCAGCAGCGGGGCAGGAGGAGGAGGAAGAAGAAAAAGGCCAAGGAGAGGAACAAGGUCAGCCGCUUGUGGAAGGCUUUUGGCAGCAAGCUGAAGAGGAUUGUGGAGAGCAAGUAUUUCAACCGGGGGAUUAUGAUAGCCAUUCUCAUCAACACGCUGAGCAUGGGCAUCGAGUACCACGAGCAGCCAGAUGAGUUGACCAACGCCUUGGAGAUCAGUAACAUUGUCUUCACAAGCAUGUUUGCCCUGGAGAUGCUCCUAAAACUCCUUGCCUUUGGCCUCUUUGGCUAUAUCAAGAACCCAUACAACAUCUUUGAUGGCAUCAUAGUUGUCAUCAGUGUGUGGGAGAUCAUCGGCCAGUCGGAUGGAGGCCUCUCUGUGCUACGAACCUUUCGGCUGCUCCGGGUGCUGAAACUGGUGCGCUUCAUGCCCGCCCUCCGUCGCCAGCUUGUGGUCCUGAUGAAGACAAUGGACAAUGUAGCCACCUUCUGCAUGUUGCUCAUGCUCUUCAUCUUCAUCUUCAGCAUCCUUGGCAUGCAUCUUUUUGGGUGCAAGUUCAGCCUGAAAACUGAUACAGGAGACACAGUUCCAGACCGAAAGAAUUUUGAUUCCUUGCUUUGGGCUAUUGUGACCGUAUUUCAGAUCCUCACUCAAGAGGACUGGAACGUGGUCCUGUACAAUGGGAUGGCAUCUACAUCCUCAUGGGCAGCACUCUACUUUGUGGCCUUGAUGACCUUCGGCAAUUAUGUGCUCUUCAACCUUCUUGUUGCCAUCCUGGUAGAAGGCUUCCAGGCAGAGGGUGAUGCCAAUAGGUCAGACACAGACGAGGACAAGACAUCUGCCAACUUUGAUGAUGAUUUUGAGAAGCUAAAAGACCUCCGAGCAACAGAGAUGAAGAUGUACUCACUUGCUGUCACCCCAAAUGGACACCUGGAGGGCAGGGGAAGCAUGCCCCCUCCUAUCAUCAUGCGCACUGCUGCCACACCAAUGCCCACACCAAAGUGUUCCCCACACAUGGAUUCAGUGCACACUUUUGUGGACUCGAGGAGAGGGAGUAAUGCUUCCCUAGAGCCCUUGAACUACGACCAGAAGUCCUUGUCCAGCCUCCGCAGUUCCCCUUGCGCCAACUGGGGCACCAGCAGCAACUGGGGCAGCCGACGCUCAAGCUGGAAUAGCCUGGGCAGAGCCCCAAGCCUCAAGAAGAAGAACCAGUCAGGAGAAAGAGAGUCCUUGCUCUCUGGGGAGGGGAAAGGCAGCACAGAUGAUGACUCUGAUGAUGCCAAGUCCAGCACAGUGAGCAGACCCUCGCUGCACCGCCGGGCAGAGUCCCUGGACUACCGCAGCUCCUUGGACUUGCCGGAGCUGCUCCAGCUGCCCACCAUGCGCCACUCGCUCAGCAUCAGCCCUGUGGCUCUUCUGCCUGCUGAGUACCAAGACUGCAAUGGCAAAAUGGUUCAUGUCCCCAGCGAGUUCUUCCUGCGUGUGGAUGGUCACAAGGAGGACACUAUGGACUAUGAGGAUGACAUGGAGGAUAGUUACUGCUACCGGAUUCGCAAAGCCCUGGAGCCCUACAAACCACAGUGGUGCAAGACUCAUGAAGACUGGUCCCUCUAUGUGUUUUCCCCACAGAAUCGGUUCCGAGUGAUGUGCCAGAAGGUCAUUGCCCACAAGAUGUUUGAUCAUGUGGUGCUGGUCUUCAUAUUUCUCAACUGCAUCACUAUAGCACUGGAGCGACCAGACAUAGACCCACACAGCACAGAGAGGAUAUUCCUAAGUGUUUCUAACUACAUCUUCACUGCAAUCUUUGUGGCUGAAAUGAUGGUUAAGGUGGUAGCUCUUGGCUUUUUCUCUGGGGAGAACACCUAUCUGCAGAGCAGCUGGAAUGUCCUGGAUGGAGUCCUGGUCUUCGUAUCUAUCAUUGACAUUAUUGUCUCCAUGGCAUCGGCAGGUGGAGCAAAGAUCUUGGGUGUCCUUCGUGUUUUGAGACUUCUGAGGACUUUGAGACCUCUCAGAGUCAUCAGCAGAGCCCCAGGUCUGAAGCUGGUGGUAGAAACCUUGAUCUCCUCCUUAAGGCCUAUUGGGAAUAUUGUCCUCAUCUGCUGUGCUUUCUUCAUUAUCUUUGGGAUUUUAGGGGUCCAGCUUUUUAAAGGCAAGUUCUACUACUGUGAUGGUCCUGAUGUGAAAAACAUCACUACAAAGACUGACUGCACCAACGCUCGCUACAGAUGGGUUCGGCGGAAGUACAACUUUGACAAUUUGGGACAGGCCCUCAUGUCCUUGUUUGUCCUCUCCUCCAAAGAUGGCUGGGUGAACAUCAUGUACGAUGGUUUGGAUGCUGUGGGUAUUGACCAACAGCCCAUCCAGAACCAUAACCCUUGGAUGCUUCUCUACUUCAUCUCCUUCCUGCUCAUCGUCAGCUUCUUCGUGCUCAACAUGUUUGUGGGAGUGGUGGUGGAGAACUUCCACAAGUGCCGCCAGCACCAGGAGGCGGAGGAGGCCCGGCGGCGGGAGGAGAAGCGCCUCAGACGCCUGGAGAAAAAGCGCAGGAGUACCUUUCUUUCUCCUUCUCCUGCAGAAGCCCAACGCAGGCCUUACUAUGCUGACUAUUCCCCAGCAAGGAAGUACAUCCACACCCUCUGCACCAGCCACUAUCUCGACCUCUUCAUCACCUUCAUCAUUGGGGUCAAUGUCAUCACUAUGUCAAUGGAGCACUACAACCAGCCAAAGUCCCUGGAUGAAGCCCUGAAGUACUGCAACUACGUGUUCACCAUAGUUUUUGUGUUUGAGGCAGUUCUGAAGUUGGUGGCAUUUGGGUUUCGAAGGUUCUUUAAGGACAGGUGGAAUCAGCUGGAUUUGGCCAUAGUUCUGUUGUCAAUCGUGGGAAUCACACUGGAGGAAAUUGAGAUGAAUGCUGCACUGCCCAUCAACCCCACCAUCAUCCGCAUCAUGCGGGUGCUGAGAAUAGCACGAGUGCUGAAACUGCUCAAAAUGGCCACUGGGAUGCGAGCCUUGCUGGACACAGUGGUACAAGCACUUCCCCAGGUAGGGAACCUUGGCCUACUUUUUAUGCUCCUGUUUUUUAUCUAUGCUGCCCUGGGAGUGGAAUUGUUUGGCAAGCUGGACUGCAGUGAGGAAAACCCCUGUGAAGGUCUGAGCCGGCACGCAACAUUCACCAACUUCGGCAUGGCCUUUCUCACCCUCUUCAGGGUGUCUACAGGGGACAACUGGAAUGGGAUCAUGAAGGACACUCUGCGGGAAUGCACUCGGGAAGACAAGCACUGCCUCAGUUACCUGCCUGUUAUCUCUCCUGUCUACUUCGUCACCUUCGUCCUCAUCGCACAGUUCGUCCUAGUCAAUGUGGUGGUGGCAGUGCUGAUGAAGCACUUGGAGGAGAGCAACAAGGAGGCCAAGGAAGAUGCUGAGAUGGAUGCUGAGAUCGAAUUGGAGAUGUCCAGAGGAGCAACCACCUCGGCCACCAGUGGGAGCAGAGGUGCAGUGGCCCCAGAGAGCAGGGCACCCUACAGAAGUCAGGAGACCACAAAGUCAGAGUCAGCGCUGCAGGUGAAGCAUCAAGCCCUGGGCAGUGCAGCCUCCCUGAGGCCACAGGACUCUCAGAACCUGCUGACUGUCCGCAAGAUCUCCGUUUCCCGAAUGCAUUCCUUGCCCAACGACAGCUACAUGUUCCGGCCAGUGAUGCCAGCCAAAGCCCCUUUCCCCCUCCACGAGGUGGAAAUGGAAACAUAUCCCUGCAAAUCCCAAAGAGGGUCCAUCACCUCCAUCCGCUCCCAGCCUGUGGGAACAUGCUCCUCUCUGAGAGUCCCAACGGAGUCCCUGCAGCUGGCAGUCCGUUCUCCCAACCACUGGAAGAUCCUUCCCCCCCACAUCACACCUCGAUCUCCUACUCUCAACAAGCUGCUGUGCAGACAGGAGGCCAUUCAAACAGACUCCAUGGACGGGCAGACGUCAGACCGCAAGGACAACCUUUGCGGCCAGCACAGCAUUCCCAGCAGGUCGCCCAGCCCCAGCAGCAGCCCCCCCAGCCCCGAGGGCUGCCUCUUUGAGUCCUCAGACCUGGCUGAUGAGGAGGUUUGCCACAUCAACAGCUCGGCCAAGGACUGGGGAGGGGAGCACUCGGACGCUGCCUUCGUCUCCCCAGCCCCAUCUCCUGUGCCCCUCAAGAACUGCAGCACAAGCAGCCUCUCCAGGGGCAGCAGCAGCAAGGAGAAGGACUUGAAGAAGUUUUACAGCAUCGACACAAAGGGCUUCCUCAACAAGCCCAGCUGGGCAGAUGACCAAAGGCGGCACUCCAUCGAGAUCUGCCCCUCCAUCAGCGAUGGGAACUGUAGCUUCGGUAGCUUCGAGGACCCUGCCGAGGAAAAGCAGCACUCCCCUGCCCACAUCCAGAUGGAGUCAGAGCACAUCCACGGAGCCCGGAGGAAGAAGAAGAUGAGCCCGCCCUGCAUUUCUAUAGAUCCUCCCAUGGAGGAUGACAGUGGGGCGGCCUCACGCACCAAACCCUCUGAGAACAGCAUGCUGCGGAGAAGGACCCCGUCCUGCGAGUUCCCGGCUUACAGAGAGUCCCUGGAGCUCGCAGAGAGCCAGCCCGGGGAGGUGGCCUCCAAAGCAGAGCGCCGGGGGCAGCCCCCGUGCCGUGGGGAGCAUCUGACCAUCCCCAACUUCUCCUUCGAGCAGUUGGAUGGCAGCUCCUUGAGCAGCCUCUCGGAUCUGGACUCCCGGGCGGACCUCGCUGCUUCCGAACUGAAAAAGCCGGAUCACUUAAAAACUCAGUGGAGCAACGCUGAGAAAAGCAAAGAGCUCCUGGGCAUUGCUAAGAGCCCUCUCCGGAAGCAGGACUUGGUCCCUGUGACUGUUGCAACAGAAGAAGACAUAGAUGACCCAGUAUAG
Nestor notabilis (Kea) is the source of this 5076-nucleotide messenger RNA. RefSeq names its product voltage-dependent T-type calcium channel subunit alpha-1H-like. Lineage: Eukaryota; Metazoa; Chordata; Aves; Psittaciformes; Psittacidae. The record is from RefSeq and is a predicted model, not a curated record. Gene Ontology annotation, molecular function: low voltage-gated calcium channel activity; voltage-gated sodium channel activity. Gene Ontology annotation, cellular component: plasma membrane; neuron projection; voltage-gated calcium channel complex. Gene Ontology annotation, biological process: calcium ion transmembrane transport; sodium ion transmembrane transport; calcium ion import.